UCUAAACGUUUUGAUUAGGAAAACAAAAUAGAAAGAAAAAGAAAGAUAAUCAAUGGAGCAUUGCUUUGUAAAAUAAAGGAAAAUACCCAUAUUUUCAUUUCCCUCCACAGAUCUCCAAAUUUCCCACACGCCAAACCCUAAUUUCAUCACUCCCUAUAUAAAAUUUCCAAAUUUUCUUCACCUAAUCUGUUUUUUUUGGCGGUUUAGCCCAAUCUCUCAAAGCCAGAGAUCGAAUAUAUCAGCCGAUGAUUCAAGAAUAUUCAUGGAUUUUCACCACGCUAUCUUCCUUCAUGGACGAACAUAACACUUGCGAUGCCAGAGCUGCAUAGCCAGGGGCAUCCAUUAACGCAAACCCGACUGGUAGACUCCCCCGACCUGAUUCCAACAAGUGUACUGUUCGCACACGCCCGUGGAGAACCGCACAGAAUAGGAAACCAAAAGACGCGUUCCUUGCUGCCGUUGAUGGUAACAAGUUCAACGACAAAGAUAACGAACACAAUAAUAUCGUGAGUGGUGCUGGUUUUGAAACGCUGCCGUUUGCGAGGAAGGAAGGAAGACGAGGAUAUUAAAGAGCUUAGGGUUUUCGGAGAAGAGGUUGCCGUGAAAAAAGAUGGACGAGUUCGAUAGCGGCGGCCGUAGCGGUGAUAAGGGCCCCGGGGCUGAAGAUGAAGGAAGCACCGCUCCGCUUCCCGAGAAGGUUCAGGUAGGCUGUUCCCCAAUGUAUAGAAUAGAAAGAAAACUGGGGAAAGGAGGCUUCGGACAAGUAUAUGUUGGUCGACGAAUUGGCGCUGGUCCUGGAGCUUUAGAGGUAGCUUUAAAAUUUGAACACAAAAGCAGCAAAGGAUGUAAUUAUGGGCCACCAUACGAGUGGCAAGUUUACCAUGCACUUGGUGGUAGCCAUGGUGUCCCUCGAGUUCAUUAUAAGGGCCGGCAAAGUGACUACUAUGUUAUGGUUAUGGAUAUGCUUGGACCUAGUUUAUGGGAUGUUUGGAAUAAUAACUCGCACACGAUGUCCAUUGAAAUGGUUGCAUGUAUAGCCAUUGAGGCCAUCUCAAUCUUGGAGAAGAUACACUCCAGAGGAUAUGUUCAUGGAGAUGUGAAACCUGAGAAUUUCUUGCUUGGUACUCCAGGAACUCCGGAUGAGAAAAAACUUUUUCUUGUUGACCUAGGAUUAGCAACCAGGUGGCGAGAUAGUUCAAGUGGUCAACAUGUUGAGUACGAUCAACGUCCAGAUGUUUUCAGGGGAACUGUACGCUAUGCUAGUGUGCAUGCUCAUCUCGGUAGAACUGGUAGCAGGAGAGAUGAUCUGGAGUCUCUGGCCUACACACUUAUUUUUCUCCUCCGUGGUCGUUUACCUUGGCAAGGAUAUCAGGGUGAAAACAAAGGCUUUCUUGUUUGUAAGAAGAAGAUGGCAACUUCCCCAGAAACUUUGUGUUGCUUUUGCCCUUUGCCUUUCAGACAGUUUGUUGAGUAUGUGGUGAAUUUGAAAUUUGAUGAGGAGCCAAAUUAUGCAAGAUAUAUCUCUCUUUUCGACGGGAUUGUUGGUCCAAACCCAGAUAUUAGACCAAUAAAUACUGAUGGUGCUCAGAAGCUUAUAUAUCAAGUAGGACAAAAGAGAGGAAGGUUAACAAUGGAGGAGGAAGAGGAUGAGCAGCCAAAGAAGAAGGUUCGAAUGGGAAUGCCUGCAACACAAUGGAUUAGUGUGUACAAUGCUCGUAGGCCCAUGAAGCAAAGAUAUCAUUACAAUGUGGCAGAUGUGAGGCUUCCCCAACAUAUCGAGAAAGGUAAUGAAGAUGGAUUAUUUAUCAGCAGUGUGGCCUCUUGUUCAAACCUAUGGGCUCUUAUUAUGGAUGCUGGCACCGGCUUCACUGCUCAAGUUUAUCAACUCUCACCAUACUUUCUUCACAAGGAAUGGAUUAUGGAGCAAUGGGAAAAGAAUUACUACAUCAGUGCUAUUGCAGGAGCAAAUAAUGGGAGUUCAUUAGUUGUAAUGUCUAAGGGGACCCAGUAUUUACAGCAAUCCUACAAAGUCAGUGAUUCAUUUCCCUUUAAGUGGAUCAACAAAAAAUGGAGGGAGGGUUUUUAUGUGACUGCCAUGGCCACUGCUGGAAGCAGAUGGGCAAUUGUCAUGUCACGUGGUGUUCCAUUUUCUGACCAGGUUGUAGAGUUAGAUUUUCUCUAUCCUAGUGAAGGUAUUCACAGGAGGUGGGACGGUGCAUAUCGCAUCACUUCAACUGCUGCAACUUGGGAUCAAGCUGCUUUUGUUCUUAGCGUUCCUAGAAGAAAACCUGCAGAUGAAACUCAGGAGACCCUUCGAACUUCUGCUUUUCCUAGCACUCAUGUAAAGGAGAAAUGGGCGAAGAAUCUCUAUAUUGCAUCAGUUUGUUAUGGUCGAACUGUUUCAUGACCUGGCAAAGUUUUGUUCAGAUGCCAUUCAUUUUGUUUGCUCAACAAGGGACAGAUCUACUGCUUCACUUUUAGGGAACUAAGCUCUUUAGUCAAGAUUGAUUGAUCACAGCAUUUGGGAGUUGAUGUAUGCACAAUUCAACUUUUUUGCCACGAUCAUGUGGCAUCUAUUUAAAAACCUGUGCACUGUCAUUCAAUCAAGUCAGAAUCUCUGUGAGCUAAUUUCUGAUCUUUUGUACCAUUCGGUGCAACAUAUGUUCUUAUUUGUAUAGUUUUGAAAUCAUAAUUUCUUGGUUGAAGGCUAGUGCACAGGUUAAGUUCUAAUUGUUGAUGGGUGUUUGAGGAAAUAUCAAUGGCGAUUUUAUGCUGGACUCUUAAGUGCUUUGGGUCAUAUGAUCUGUAUUAUGUUUAGUGUCUAGCCUUGUUUUCUGGACUAGAAGAUCAUUAUGAUCUUUCACCCUGUUCAUGGAUGUCUGAUUUGAUCCUAAAGAAGAGAAAAAUGUUACUUAUUUUGUAUAUUUUGAAGCAACAGUUUGUAAUGGGAUAUCACAUCACUUGUGCUAUAGAUGAACCUUGUAUUCUCGUUUCUCUAAAAUCUAAUUCAGGACACGCGGCUCAUGAUUCUAUUGAA
Molecule: messenger RNA, 3037 nt
Organism: Gossypium raimondii (Peruvian cotton)
Lineage: Eukaryota; Viridiplantae; Streptophyta; Magnoliopsida; Malvales; Malvaceae
Product: casein kinase 1-like protein HD16
Exons: 16
Coding region: 611-2407 (598 amino acids)
Biological process (GO): signal transduction; peptidyl-serine phosphorylation; endocytosis
Cellular component (GO): cytoplasm; nucleus
Molecular function (GO): protein serine/threonine kinase activity; ATP binding
Source: RefSeq, a predicted model, not a curated record